Lutzomyia longipalpis is the source of this 1463-nucleotide messenger RNA. RefSeq lists its product as uncharacterized. The transcript is spliced from 9 exons. Lineage: Eukaryota; Metazoa; Arthropoda; Insecta; Diptera; Psychodidae. Bases 183 to 1106 code for a protein of 307 amino acids. The record is from RefSeq and is a predicted model, not a curated record.
AUUUUACCUUGAUCUUGGAUACAUAUCGCUUCGUCUCUGGGGUUUCUUUCUCGCGGCCCUGAGUGUGAGGGAAAAUUUCAUGAAAAAGUGUCUUCAAAGUGCGUAAAAAACAUUGACAAGUGAUUGCUAUUUGAAAGAAAGAGAAAUAUCCAAUUUGAGGAUACAAUCGUGAUUGGCACAAAAUGGGCACAUUAAUGUUAAUUGGAGUAUCUGCAUUAUUUGUGUUGACAAGUGCCAUAAGUGUUAAUGCCAAAGAUGAUGCAUCACCAAUGCUGGACACCAUCUUCUGCCCAUUUCGCCCCAAACCAUGGGAUUGCACUCGACAGAAUGUGGCGCGCAUGCUGUCGAAUUGGGACGAAGUGCUCGCAAUGAAACUACAGGAAUUUAAAGAGGAAGCAGAUGCGGAAUAUCAGGCAAAGCUACAAUCACGAGAUUUCACAGCGAGGGAUUUACCACAAGAAAAACCAUCUGCAGUGAUGACCACCGUGGAGAAGACGAUAACAAGUAUUGCUGAAUCCGUUUCGGAACGUCUUGAGGAGUUCCUAAGGCAGCCAAAAUCCGAAGAUCUCGAGAUGGAGGAGAAGCAAAUUCACAAAUUGGGUGAGGAAGAAACAGAUGAACUGAGUGCUUUAGAUGCCACUGAAAAUGAGGCUGAGGGUGGCACUAGCCAGGAUUUGGAAAGUGGUAGAUAUGCUGGAGAUCAACGCGGGAAGAAGAAGAAAAAGAAGAAAGCCCUGAUGAAAUUGCUACUCCUUGGAGCCAUAGUUAAGGGGAAAAUCGAAUUGCUGCUUAAAUUAUUGUCGGCACAUUUGCAACUGAAAUUCCUCGCAAUUGCCGCAAUUGGUUUGUUGGUCAAUAUAGCACGAUUCUGGAUUGAUCUUAAGAAGGGUCACAGUCCGCAGAAGGUUAUUUAUUACGAACAUGCGCAACAUCAGCAUCACUACGAUGACCAUGGGGAUGAUUGGAAUGGCGGCGGUGGCUACUGGAAGCGCUCCAUUGAACCCGGAUCGGUAACUGCUGAGACGGAGGUCCAUGAACUACCCUACAGGUACCAGAGACCUACAUCGGUCUACCAUCAGCCUCAGGCUCCGCCUUACUUGUAUUAACGAACAAAUAGGGCAUAAAGAGAUUACUCCACAACAUUGCGAAAGAAAAAAAAUUAGGCCAAGAAGGAGGAAUAUUGUUAUAUAUAAUUUGGAUAGAUUUCUUUAAGUACCUCUAAUUUAUUUAUUUUUUGUAAAUACUCUCCCUCAAAUUAAUUUAUUUCCCCUCAUCUUUUCAUGUGACCCUUUAGUGGAAGAAGAAGAAUAAGAAAAGAAAAAGAAAUCAAAUCAUUCAUUACAUUGUAACUGUUAAGACGAAGUCUGAAUAAAACAGUGCUCUAAAGUGUAUCAACUCUUAGAAUCAAUUUGGGGAAAAUUCAAAGAAUUUUGGUGGAGUACUCUGCGUUGAUACCACUGCUU